Molecule: messenger RNA, 8646 nt
Organism: Hemibagrus wyckioides
Lineage: Eukaryota; Metazoa; Chordata; Actinopteri; Siluriformes; Bagridae
Gene: arhgef11
Product: Rho guanine nucleotide exchange factor (GEF) 11
Exons: 42
Coding region: 1433-5722 (1429 amino acids)
Biological process (GO): G protein-coupled receptor signaling pathway; intracellular signal transduction
Cellular component (GO): cytoplasm
Molecular function (GO): guanyl-nucleotide exchange factor activity; G protein-coupled receptor binding
Source: RefSeq, a predicted model, not a curated record
GUGUGUCCAAACAUUAUUCUCACGGCGAUGGUGCUGGUCUAUUCAGCAGGCUUCACCUGUGCUGCUCACACUUUAAAAACAUAUUCCCAAUGAAGCGCACGGGUCAGUCUGGAGAUGCUGAAUGGACCCAGGUGGAGAUCGUGUCCUGAAGCACCACAGGCGGAUGUGGGAAACACAAUGGAAUCUGAUCCUGCGGAAUGGACCACUUUCACACUGACCUCAUGAAGCUUCAUGACUGGCUCGGUUUUAGGAAUUUUACCAGCGAACGCAUCACUUGAUAAAAAAAAAAAACACACACACACGAGCUGUGCUGUUGUUUCUUUUUUUUGUUUCUUUUUUCUUUUUAAUUUUUUUGUUCGUAUAUGGAAGUUUGCUUCACGGGUCAACUUCAAGCUCUUCUCCUCGCGUCCAUUGAUUGAUCCGAGGCUACAAGCAGUUAGCCAAAGGAGAUAACCCCGGGGCCUGCGACGGAGCUAUCCGAAACGUAGCCGAGUGAGGAGCGCUGCCUUUCGGCGUCAGUUUAACGCAACAUCGGGGAUUUUGUUCCGGCCUGCAAUUCAGGACGCAGAUUACUAAGCUAACCCAGUUCUGUUUCUCGGUUUAAUUCUCCAAAUAUUGCAUUUAAUAUCUGACUAAAAAAAAUUGCAAACAAAUUAAAUUACAAACAAUUUUACUAACAAAAAAAACCCUGUUUUGGAGCUAGCUAGCUAGCUUUGCAAGCUAACACUACAUGCAAAUUUCUGGCUUGUUUUGCAGGCAAGUAUUACCUAGCUACAUUAUUUUUGUUUGUAUGAGCACAAAAUAAUUUGCGAGACUUUCUUUAAUAGGUGCACUUUAGGAAUUAUUGCGUUGAAAUUGCUAUUUUUUCCACCUUUGUCACCUUGUUUACAACAUUGUCAGCUAUUAGCCGAGGCUUCAGGGCAGAGCAGAGUCCAGUGACAUUUAACGAGGAUUAUUAUCUUUAUUAUUAUUAUUAUUUUUUUUUUACUUUCAGACACAAUGCACUAAUGUUUAAAGCAAAAACAAAAGUAUUAAUUAUGAUUAACAACAGCACAUUGAAGUGUUGGUGAUGUUUCUAAAUGAAAGACAACUCUAAAUUAAGGCUCCCACUUCAUGCUGCUGGCAUUUUUGGCCUUGUGAUCAUCUAAAGUCAAAGCAGAAAAGGAAAUGUUACACUAGUUUGUUUUUACCAUCCCAAAGUCUAAAGCUUUAAAGCGAGUGGACAUCUCCGUCAUCAACCAGAAGAUGCGUAGCAGGACCAUCGCCGUGGCCUGAAGAUUAGAAAUAAACUAUACAUACAGCAAGUCUAGUGAAAAUCUCUGUGAAUGAAUCAAGAGCGAGGAAGACGACUGAAGAGAUGACCACACGCUGACUACAGAUCCACUACACAGACUAGAGCGGUCAGAGGCUUCGGAGAAGGAGCUGCGCAGACAUGAGUGUCCGACCUCCGACCUCGACUCUGGACAGUCCGUUUGCCGCUUGGUUGAGCAGCUUGACACUGGGAGACUCCAAGUCUUCCCUCGGCCAGCAGAGAGACUCUUUCUCCGAGUUCCCUUCUGACAGCGCAGCUGCAGGUCUGGUGCAGAGAUGUGUGAUCGUACAGAAGGACAGCCUGGGCUUCGGCUUCACCGUGUGCGGAGAGAGAAUCAAGCUGGUGCAGAACGUCCGUCCAGGUGGGGCAGCAGUAAAAGCCGGAGUGCAGGAAGGAGACCGGAUCAUUAAGGUCAACGGCUCCUUGGUGUCUUCCAUGUCUCAUCAAGAAGUAGUGAAGAUGAUCAAAUCUGGGACAUAUGUGGCAUUGACACUCCAGGGCCCACCUCCUUCGGUAGCCUCUGUCCCUCUUCAACCCCUCCCAUCUGACCUCCCAGCCAAUCACAGGACACAGCCAGGUGAUGAAACCAUGCCUCCUCCACCCCCACCCUUGCCCGCUUCAGGACUCUGCACGCCGUCACAGAGAAUCACCGGCCCCAAACCGCUACAGGACCCAGAAGUCCAAAAACAUGCCACACAGAUCCUGAAAAAGAUGCUGGAGCAGGAAGAGGCGGAACUCCAGGAUCUGCUCGAGGAACAGUCCCGCAACCCGUCUUCCUCCCUGGAAGAGAGAAUAGAGAGCGCAAAAAGGCGUGCUAAUCAAGUCCGCGUGAAAAUGCAGAAGGAUCUGGAUGGAACACGCUCGGAAACAGCUAGCAACUACAUGAAUGCUGGAGAAGGUCGAUUGUCUAUAGAUGCAGGUGAACCUGAUUAUGAGACAAGUGAGAGCCCUUUCUCCUCUCCGUCCUCAUCAUUUAGGACUCCUCAACACCGUAGACAUGGCUCCGGCACUCUUGAACCAGCAGGGAAAGCUCAUAUCAUCGGUCCAGAGGAGGAAGAGGAUGAUUAUGACGGCUAUAUGAUGAAUGAAAUGGACGGCCCGUUUCAGGACAUCGAGCUGCUGAAGACUCGUCCUGCACACAUGACUGUUUUUAUGAGAUACAUCUUCAGUCAGCUGCUGGACCCAAACCCACUGCUUUUCUAUCUUUCCGUGGAGGCUUACCUGGGUUCCACUCCUAAAGACGCCCGUGCCCUCGCACCCCAGAUCUGCUCUCACUUCCUGGACCCCGAUGCUCCUCUGAAGAUUAAAGUCAGAGACGAGUAUUUGACAGAUAUAGAGAAUCGUCUCCAUGCUCAGGAGGACAUCAGAGGUCCACUGUCCGAGCUCCAGCAGCAGGUGCUUCCAGAGAUCCAGGACCAAAUCCAGGACUACAGGAAUAAGCAGCUGAUGGGGCUGGGCUCCUUGUUCGGAGAGAGCGAUCUUCAGCAGUUAGACGGCGAUCCGGCGAAAGAGAGACAGGUGGUGGAAAGACAGACCACGGCGCUGUGGGAACUGCUCUCAAAGCACGAAGAAGACAGAAGUUCCCCGUUAGCAUCAGCGAUCACCCUUUACCUGCGACACACCGGGAUUAAGCUGAGAGACUCCAAACUUUUCCCAGGACUCAGCGCAGAGAAGGAAAAGUGGCUCGCUUUCUUCCCCAAGACCAAGAGGCAGCUGAGCAGCACAAAGAGAGAGAAAGAUGGAGAGGAUAAGAAGAGGAAUCCCAUCUUAAAGUACAUCGGCAAACCCAGGAGCACCUCCCAAUCCACGUUCCAUGUCCCGUUAUCCCCUUCAGAAGUGCGUGCAGGUAACGUGCGGAACAUUAUACAGCAGUUUGAGAACCACACAGACUGUGAGGAAGGAGAGAACGGAGGGCAGAGACUCUCCACUGGCAGCCUCGGGGACGAGAGCAUGGACAGUCCUACAGUGUCGGUGCGUUUGGCUCGCAGCGAGUCCUUGAAGGCACAGGGUGAGGGGCGUCGCCGUGGAGGCGGGACGGGGGCGGAGUCUGUUCCUCGUUCCCGCAGUGACGUUGACAUGGAAGACUGUGACGAAAGGGAAGGGCCAGGAUUACGCCCAUUACAUCACAGCGCUUCUUCCUCAGCCUCCAGCAGCUCAGCGAGGUCACUUGAGAAUCCCACGCCACCUUAUACCCCUCGCUCCAGACGCAGGAGCAUGGACACACCGUUGGCAUUGUUACCGGACGCUCCUCCUCUGGAAGAGGACGUUGUUGACUGUCAGAACUGGCAGGAGACCGUGGAGUCACACACACUGCUCUCUCUCAGCUCACGAGAGAUCGACCGCCAGGCGGUCAUAUACGAAUUAUUCACGACAGAGGCGUCUCACCUGCGAACACUCAGGGUUCUGGAUCAGGUGUUCUUCCAGAAAAUGAGAAGCCUUCUGACUUCAGACGAGCUUUCCUGUAUCUUCCCUAACCUGCCUCAGGUCUACGAGCUGCAUGCGAGUCUUUGUGAAUCCAUGAAGAAGCUGAGGGAAUCUCCUAUAGUCCAAGGCAUCGGAGACAUCAUGCUCGCUAGAUUUGAAGAUGCAGCAGGAGAGGAGUUUCAGGAGCAGGUAUCUCACCUGUGCAGUCAGCAGAGUCAGGCACUGGAGCUCAUCAAGAACAAACAGCGCAAAGACCCUCGCUUCGCUCACCUUAUACAGGAGUGUGAGGCGAGUCCUCACUGCCGCCGGCUACAGCUCAAGGACCUGCUAGUGUCCGAGAUGCAGAGACUCACCAAGUACCCCCUCCUGCUAGAUAACAUCAUCAAACACACAGAAGCCAGUUCUCCAGACCUGCAGCCUCUGCUGAGGGCACAGGUGUGCUGCCGCAGGAUACUGCAGGCCGUCAACGAGGUCGUCAGGGAGACAGAGCAUCGACAACUUCUCAGCCAGUACCAGCGCAGGCUGGACUUAUCACCCCUGGAGAGACAGGCCAAUCCCGUUGCAGCAUCGUUCAAGAAUCUGGACUUGACCACAAAGAGGAUGAUUCAUGAAGGUCCUCUAACGUGGAAAGUCAGUAAAGACAAAGUUAUAGAGGUGCAAGCUCUGCUGCUCUCAGACCUGUUGGUGCUCCUCCAGAAAGGUCCGGAUGACCGCCUGAUCCUGCGCUGUCCGUCACGUUCUCUGGGCGGAGUCGGGAACACAGACCAUAAAACGCCGUUUUGCCCAGUGGUCCGCCUCAACUCCUCCCUCGUCAGAUCGAACGCUACAGAUAACAAAGCGCUGUAUGUGGUCAGCACGUCUGAGACACAGAUGUACGAGCUGGUGGCUGGAACGACCUCAGAGAGAAACACCUGGAAGGACCUGCUAGAAAAGACAAUCGCAUUAGCCUCUGAAGGUGCUGCGGCCACCAAACACGGAUCACCCGCUCAAUCCACUGUUCGGCGAUUACAUGACAGUCACGUGAGUCAGGACGGUUCGCUGGCUGAAGAGACGAGUUCCGUGGAGAGAGAUUCACAGAGCGAUGAUGAAACUGCUCUCCCUUCCAACACCCCAACCGACCAAUCAGAAACCUUCCUCCACGACGAUGCACACAGUAGCCUGCCACCACGGCCUGAAGUCUCUGAAGCUGCUCUGCAAGAUGUCGAGACACUCAGACAGUUAAUCUUCAGAGAUCUGGAAGAUGGGUGGAGCCAAGAUUCAGAUGACACGCCUACCAACGAAACAGCCAACGAAAGAAGCCCGUUCACAGACCGCCCCGGAUCAGAGAUGUCCGAGCCGAGCUUUACCGAAAGCCCAAAUCAGUCAAUGCAGGAUCAUGUCGAUGCCCCGCCCAUGGAGGCGGAGCGACCGACUCUGCAGCUUGUUAGGAAAGCUGUGGGUGUGGGCUCUUCUUCUAUUCCUGAUGACAUACCUGAUGUCACCUCCAUCCAAUCUUCUGAUUCAAAAGGGAAUCUGUUCUACCUGGUGAUGCCCAGAGAUCAGAUGGGAGCUCUCACAGAGGAGAGCAGCACAGACGACGUGAGGGAACCGAGUCUUUCUGAAGCACCCAAAGCCGUCUCAUCGUCUUCACAGCAAGAGGACGAAGAGCAGGGAACCCCGAGCCGGACGCAUCCGGAGGUGUCAAGGAAUGAGAGCCAAUCACGGGCCAGCUCACAGAGGCAUGUGAUAAAGAACACGGAUGAGAUCUUUCAAACGAUGGACCAGCUGAUGAAAAAGCUGCAUCGGCUCAGGGAGAUCGAAGCCGACCAUUACAGACUUGUAAAGACAGAAAAGAAGAAAUUGCCCUUCGGGCAAAAUUCAGAUGAUGUCAUCCACACAUCUGCUUCUGUUGUCAGGGUGCCAUCCAUGGACAGAGGAGCAGGAGACGGGAAAGAAGGAGAUUCUACAGACGCCGUGCAGCCUGUGAUACAGUCCACAGGAUUCUGACACACACACACACACACAAUGUGCUGAAGGAUUUUUUUUAAAAUAUACACUCACAAAUAAAGGAAAAACAAAACAGGAUUUCUCUCAACUUUUCGCAUCCUAUGUAGCUCCUUCCUACAAUCCCAGCAUGCUUUGCUCCCAGGAGAAGCCAGGAAUCUGAUGUAUGUAGUUCGUGUCCUCUUCGAGAAAGAGGACAGAAGACGCUUCAGCUGGAAAGCAAGAAAAGAAACGUUGUGAAACGUGAAACCUAGAAGGUUUAAUUGUGUGUGACAAAAGAAGGUAAAGCGAGGUCGAUACGACGGUGACGUCAGCGAAGGAAGGCGAGCUCGAAACGGGAUUGGCUGAGCAAAAUGACUCCGCCCUCUGAAGCUGAAGGAAGCCCCCCCCGCACUUUACCUGCUGUAUGUAUAUAAUCCGUACUCACAUUCAGCCUUCACCUCAUCAGUCAGAAAAGGGGAACUUGUAUGUGUAAAACGGGAUUCGUUUCCCCACAAUGCACCUGUGUCUGCUAUAGCCGUGCGCUCCGUCACUACCCACCUUAUACUGUGUGUGUAAAUGAAAGACGUUUUAAACUUCAGGUUGUUUUGCACUGUGGUCCUGAGUAAGGAUGUUGCAUUACUAUCAUUGUGUACACUAUGUUGUAGCGUUUGUUUGCUAACUGAACACUAUGCGAGAGUGAUGAAGGACUAGCGAGGGUGGUUUUGGGUUUGGAUUUUGUUGCGUUCUGUUGUUUAAUCUCUACGCACAAUGUUUAAAGCAGCUGGCUACACUGAAAUAAUACAAGUCAUCUGUCCUUGUCAUAGAGGUACAUCUUUCAUACCUUUAGUGUGUAUGUUUUACCUGGAAAGGUACACACUAUACACUAUAUAUAAAGUACACGGUCUUCUCAUCAUGAAAAAGACGCACACUACAGGUAUGAUGGGAGUACCAUACUCAUGACAAGGGAAGGUACUGUUGAGUGAGGGGUUAUUUUUCCCUCUCUCUGAGAGUGUAUGUAGCACACUACCACCACCACCACCACUGCUGCUGCACUGCACACUACUGUAUUGCUGAAUAUGCAGACUGUCACUGCUGAGAGGGAUUUAUUUAUAUUAAAAAAUAAUAAUAAUCUGUAGCCUGCUAUGUUACCUGUGAUGAUAUCAAGUCUGCGUGGUGUCAAUACUGUGAAGUUUGUCCCUCACCUCAGCAAUAGCACAUGAAGGGAUUCGAUCUAGCCCAUUUCACACUGACCUGAGAACGGAUUGGCUGUGCUCGAAAACACGGCUGAUCCGAGAUCCGAGUUAAAAUCGAGCACACGUCAGGGGCGAGUCCUGAUUUUUGAUCCGUGAUUGAUGUACCUGGGGCAACAAGUGAAAUACAGAGGUGGUCCAUACUGCAGAACCAAAAGUCUAAAGGAUUGGAGCUGGACUUGGUCUCUGCCUGUAAGCCUAAUCCUUAAUCCCUAACAUGAAUAAACCAAGUUGACUCCAUCUCCUUGGAGCUUUAUUUAGACUCCACCCAGGUAUCAGAUUCCCACCUCCUGGAGUUUUAUUUCGAUUCAUCCCAAGUAGAAGAAACUGGAUCAGGUCUGACUCAACCACCUGGGGGUUUUAUUUCAGUUCAGAUUGGAUUUGGGUCAGGUCUGACUCAAUCCCCUGUAAUUUUAUUUUGAUUCACCCAAAGUAGAAGGAGUUGGAUCAGGACUGACUCCACCCUUUUAGAGUUUUAUUUAUUUUAGCCCAGCUUAGAUUGGAUUUGGAUCAGGUUUGACUCCACCCCCUGGAGUUUUAUUUUGAUUCAUCCCAAGUAUAGGGUGUUGGAUCAGGUCAGAUUCCACCCCCUGGAGUUUUAUUUCAGCUCAGCUUAGAUUGAAUUUGGAGCAGGUCUCACUCCACCCCCUGGAGUUUUAUUUAAGCUCAUCUUAGAUUGGAUUUGGAUCAGGUUUGACUCCACCCCCUAGAGUUUUAUUUUGAUUCAUCCCAAGUAGAAGGAGAUGGAUCAGGUCUGACUCCAAGCCUUGGAGUUUUAUUUCAGCUCAGCUUAGAUUGGAUUUGGAUCAGGUCUGACUCAAUCCCCUGGAGUUUUAUUUCAAUUCAUCCCAAAUAGAUGGAUGUGGAUCAGGUCAGACUCCACCCCCUGGAGUUUUGGUUUAACACCCCAUAGGAGGGAGGAGCUCGAUCAGAUCCGACUCCACCCCCUGGACCUUUGUUUCAGCCAUCCCUUCCCCUCUAUUUCCUGGGGGGGAAAGAGGAGUUGGAUCCAGUCAGAAUCCACCAUUUUGUUUCUAAUCCACCUGAGUAGCAUAAGCUAGAUCUGCUCCAACUCCACACCUUGGAAUUUUGCUUCUGCAGCAAGUGGUUCCCGAGGCAACCAGCCAAUCGGGAGCUCGGUCGUAUGUCGUCACUAUAACAUCGUGCACAAUGUCACUAGUGAUUUGGCUAAUAAUAAUUUUUAAAAAAAUCAGUAUUUAAUGCUAAGCACUACAUCUAUAUGAAGAAAUUUUAGUUAUAAUAGUUAAUAGUGAUGUCAUGAUAAAGUUUGCGAUUGGUUGAUCACAUGUUGCCCAGAGACGCCGAUCAUUGAGCUAAAUCAGAAUAUAUCCGAUUUGCCUAACACUAGCUUAAAACUCUGUAGUGUUUAGCCUAUAAAUCCUAACACACAAAAGGGAGAAGGAAGAUGUGUUUUCUUUUUCCACUGCUGAGCUUUUAUCAGUACGAGUGGAUUUAAUCUGUGUCUGUCUAACUACUGUGUAACUCAGGUGGAGAAAUGUUGACCCUAUUUCUCUUCUUAGCUUUAACUCAUGCACCGUUUUCCAUCAUCUCAUCCUUUUUCUACUUUAAUUUCCACCCCCCCCCUUUUUCCAUAUCUACAUGUUCACUUUUUUUUUUUUCGUUGUAAAAAAAUAAAAUAAAAUUGAAUGCACAUUGGGGAGGAAAAAAAAAGAA